Messenger RNA from Malania oleifera, 1436 nucleotides. RefSeq names its product large ribosomal subunit protein uL4c. Gene Ontology annotation, biological process: translation. Gene Ontology annotation, molecular function: structural constituent of ribosome. Bases 126 to 1037 code for a protein of 303 amino acids. The record is from RefSeq and is a predicted model, not a curated record. The transcript is spliced from 2 exons. NCBI's taxonomy places the organism in Eukaryota, Viridiplantae, Streptophyta, Magnoliopsida, Santalales, Ximeniaceae. Gene Ontology annotation, cellular component: ribosome.
CGAAUUUGUAUUGGAGUGAGAAUGAGAGAGUUGGAUUCACACUUCACUGCAUCAAACCUUACUCGAUAACAGAUAACGAUCUCUCUCUCUCUCUCUCUCUCUCUCUCUCUCUCUCUCUCUCUCUCAUGGCGACCUCUGCAACACCUUCAAUCUCCUUCUUUUCAUCCUCGCUCUUCCUCCCACCUCCUCACCAAAACCCUAAACUCCUCUCAGUCUUCAAAACCCCCAAUUGGUUAAAACCCCUCUCAAUUAGUCGCACCUCUCGCGCACAACCCACAUCAAUCCGCUCGGAAGCGACGACACUGCCGGUCCUUUCCUUCGACGGCGCCAGAAUCGGAGAAACCUACCUCGAUCUCAAGUCGGCACCGCCUGAUACGGCUCGUGCCGUCGUCCACCGCGGCAUCAUUACCGACCUCCAGAACAAGCGGCGAGGCACCGCGUCCACUCUGACCAGAGGCGAAGUGCGCGGCGGCGGCAAAAAGCCCUACCCCCAGAAGAAGACCGGCCGCGCCCGCCGCGGGUCCCAGCGGACGCCGCUCCGGCCUGGCGGCGGCGUCGUGUUCGGACCCAAACCCAAGGACUGGAGCAUCAGGAUCAACCGCAAGGAGAAGCGCCUCGCGCUGUCGACGGCGCUUGCGAGCGCCGCAGCCGCGGAAAACGCCUUCGUGGUGGAGGAUUUCGCGGAUAGGUUCGAGAGGCCGAAGACGAAGGAGUUCAUUGCGGCGUUGAAGAGAUGGGGUAUAGACCCGAAGGAGAAGUCGAUGUUUUUGUUGACGGAGGUUUCGGAUAAUGUGAGGCUGUCGAGCCGUAACAUCGGGACUCUGAAGAUUUUGACGCCGAGGACGCUUAACUUGUUCGACGUCCUGAACUCGGAUAAGCUAGUGUUUACGCGGGCAACUGUGGAUUAUUUGAAUUCAAUGUAUGGGUCCGAGUACGCAGGAGAGACUGGAGACGAAGAGGAAGAGUAUGAAGAAGAACAAGGAGAAGAAGAAGAAGAAGGGACUGACGAAGAUGAAAAUUCUGAUGCAACGGAGUGAUGAUUGUGGGAGAGAGAGACAGAGCCGCCAACCAUUUGUUGUGAUUUGCAAGGAUCCAUCCAUUCCAGGUAACCCUGAAGAGUGGCCCGAUCGCUAGAACCAACAGCCAUUUAUGUUGUAAACUCAACUUCUUCUUACUGCAGGCUGGUUUGCUUCUUUGUACUAACAAUGCACAUUUUUCUACAUGAGAGUGCUUCCUUCGGGUCAUCUACCCUAUUGUCUCAUUUAUCAUUGCUUUCUUGUUGUAGGAUGUCUUUUUCUGUAUAGUUUCCCACUAUAGAAGGAAGAAAAUGGGUAAAAAGCUUUGUAAUAGGUUAACCCAUUUGCAGUUUAUUGCUUUGUUGUUUUUUAUUGCUUUUUCUCAUUUAUGCAGACCGUUCUACAGCUUAGUCACUGCAA